CAGUGGAUCAAUACUACACUCUGCUCCGAUGGAUCAGCAAACAGGAUGCGUAGAUGGAAGGAACGCAUCUACACCGGGAAGAAGAAUGGAAAAUCCAGAUCCAGUGUGUUGAGAUAAAAUAGCUGCCAACUCUCCAGAGAGAGGGAAGAGAGCGGGAGAAAGUCAGACCGGGCAGAAAGCGAAUCGGACAGAAAAAUUGAAGAAAAAGCAUGACAGCAAAUGACUGUGAGAUUGAGAGUGAUGAUUAAAUGUGAGAAUCAGACAGGUAUAUUGAUUGACUCAUCUAUUUCAAGGAUACCAAAACAAUCCAGUGUUCAUCUGGAGUCAUCUCCGGAUGACAAUGAAGAUGAUGGCGUUUUCUUCACUUCUGACUUCAUUUCCGACCUCCUCUACACCACCCAUCCUCCAGCAGAACCUAAAGAUGAACUCAUCUGAUCAGCCGAGUCCCUGGCUGAGCAAUAGCACCUCACCACCACUCCAGCCUUCAGGUUUAUGGAUGUCCUGCUUCACUAUGAUUUUCGGCGCCAUCUCCAACCUCACUGCUCUGGGCAUAUUGGCAAAGACCCGUGUUCGAUUCCGCCGUCACUCCAGAGCACCUUUUUUCCUGCUAACGGUGGCUUUGCUUUUGGUUGACCUGGGAGGUCAUGUGGUUCCAGGUGCUUUUGCAUUGUAUCUGCAUGUACAUCAGAGGUAUAGAAUGCAGGCCAUGAAGCCCACCGGUAUGUUCUGUCAUAUAUUCGGUGCAUCUAUGGUGUUUUUUGGCUUAUGCCCUUUGUUGUUUGGUUGUGCCAUGGCAGUGGAGCGCUGUGUGGCUAUCACCCAGCCAUUUUUCCACGCCUCUAUGAUAUCAGUGGCUCACGCACGACGAGUUGUGUUCUUUCUUUCCGCUCUUGCACUCGUGCUGGCUGUUUUACCAUUGUUUGCUGUGGGAACUUAUACCAUCCAGUUUCCAGGCACAUGGUGUUUCUUGCCUAUCCAUGAUCCACAGUCUGCAGCGGACACUAAUCUGGCUCUGGCCUUCUCAAGCCUGGGUCUCACUGCUCUCACCUUUUCCCUGCUCUGCAACAUCCUGAGUGGUCUGGUGCUGCUGCAGACCAGAAUGAAGUCCUACAGUGUCAAUGCAAAGCCUGGAGUUCGCCGUGAUCGUCGUACAUCAUCUGCAUCGUCUUCCUCCUUAUUUUGUUCGCUGGAUGUGGAGAUGAUGACACAACUGGCAGCGAUCACUGUGGUCUUAUGUGUCUGCUGGAGCCCCCUUCUUAUCCACAUUUUUGUGGUGCAGCUCACCCAAAGCCACAGAGCUUCAGGUCCUGUGAAAGAUGAGUUUCUUCUUCUGGGCUUACGUAUGGCCUCCUGGAACCAGAUCUUAGACCCUUGGGUUUACAUCUUACUCAGGAGGACGGUGCUUUUCAGAGUUUGCUGUGGUGUCUCCACACGGAGAAACACAGUGAUAGCAAACAGCUCCUGUGCAGAAACACGCAGACAAGCCUUCAGUUUGCAAUGACUACUUUUCUCUUGAACUUUUCUCUUGUGCAGUGAAAUGCUUUUGUCGUGUAUGUUGUAAAAAACAAUUAGUGUAAGUGUUGUUGUCUUUCUAAUGUUUUGGUGAAGUCUAUAUUUUUUUGCAAGCCUAC
Molecule: messenger RNA, 1631 nt
Organism: Acanthochromis polyacanthus (spiny chromis)
Lineage: Eukaryota; Metazoa; Chordata; Actinopteri; Pomacentridae
Gene: ptger1c
Product: prostaglandin E receptor 1c (subtype EP1)
Exons: 3
Coding region: 335-1501 (388 amino acids)
Biological process (GO): adenylate cyclase-activating G protein-coupled receptor signaling pathway; positive regulation of cytosolic calcium ion concentration; inflammatory response
Cellular component (GO): plasma membrane
Molecular function (GO): prostaglandin E receptor activity; thromboxane receptor activity
Source: RefSeq, a predicted model, not a curated record